AUGUCCAAAAUUCUCCCACUCGACGCCAGAGCUGCGACCACCGCUCUCAAACAACCAAAGGAGCUCACCGCAUACGCGCGCGACGGUGCCGGAAAUUUCGUGUUUGACAAGGCCGUUGUGGACGCCGAGCAUUUGAGCUACUACUACUUCCCCGACAGCCAGGUGGACGCAAACAUCGACCUCAGCGGGGGGUUCAAGCACUUCAAGAAGAUUGAUGAGGAGACGCAGGUGCGCGGAGACUUUCAUUCGUUCCUCCACGCGCUCAUGCUCAGCGAACGGGCCGCGCGCAAGAAGACUGCGGGCCAGGUGUUCACCUUCCGCGGCAAUAUGACCAAGUUACUCACGUUGCCAUAUUUCGACAGGGACGCGCUUGACUUCUACGUUGUGCCGUUUGACGGGCAGUUGUUUAUUGUCAACAAUGUCGCGAAAGAGAUGGCGCGCCGCCAACUCCAGCAGGAGGACGAGAUGACGAGGAAAUUGCAGUUUUCUGGAUACAAGUUCGAGGCGGUCACCACGUUGAGACAGCCGUGGGCCGCGACGCCGCGCGCAGUUAUUGAGAAGCGCUACAAGGAGCCGGUCUCUAACUACGAACAAUAUCUCGCGGUCGUGAGCACCGGGAUCGGCAAGAUCAGAACCGUGUUGGGCGGCGAGCUCGAUUGCGUGUGGGACUACAAGCCGGACGCCAGUAGCUACAAGACGGAUGAUCCGUUGGAGCACUAUGUUGAGUUGAAGACGCUGAAGGUGAUCCAGUCGCCGGGUCAGGUGGCCAACUUCGAGAGGAAGCUUUUUAAGACGUGGGCGCAGUGCUUUUUGAUGGGGGUGCGCAAGGUUGUGUACGGGUUCAGGGACGAGAGUCUUGUGUUGAAGUCGGUCGAGCAGUACUCCACUGAAGAGAUUCCGUUGUUAAUCAAGAACAAUCCCUUGGCCGAUGGGACAGUUUCCAGAAAGGUGAACUGUAUGGAGGCGUUGAAGUGGUAUGGCGCCGCGUUGGAGUUUAUCACCAGCACUGUGAAGGCGGAUGGACGGGGCUUGUGGGUGUUGAGCUUUAACACCGAGACGAGAAAGUUGGAGUUGGUUGAGAGCGAGGAUGAGGAGGAGAUUGCGAGAGUCAGGGGCGAGGUGAUUAGCGAGGAUUUUGCGCAGUGGAGAGCGGAGCUUGCAGCUUGA
Babjeviella inositovora NRRL Y-12698 is the source of this 1167-nucleotide messenger RNA. RefSeq names its product decapping nuclease. The record is from RefSeq and is a predicted model, not a curated record. Gene Ontology annotation, cellular component: cytosol; nucleus. Gene Ontology annotation, molecular function: mRNA 5'-diphosphatase activity. Bases 1 to 1167 code for a protein of 388 amino acids. The transcript has a single exon. Gene Ontology annotation, biological process: nuclear-transcribed mRNA catabolic process; NAD-cap decapping. NCBI's taxonomy places the organism in Eukaryota, Fungi, Ascomycota, Pichiomycetes, Serinales.